AUGAAAGAAUUUACCGUAGUAUUAUAUGCCGGUGGUAAUAAUCGUGUCAUACCCGAUUCAUCUCUUCCAAAAUCUCUUCUACCGAUUGCCAAUCGUCCAUUGAUUUGGUAUACACUUGAAAUUAUUCAAUCACAUCCAUCGCUUGCUUCAUCGCCACUAUUGAUCUUAACCUCGGGACAAUAUCGGCAAGUGCUCGAUAGUUAUCUUUCAACAUUAAAUAUAACCUAUGAACUCGUCACUUAUCGGCAACAUCAUGAAUCGACUAGUGGUGGUGAAGAUCAACAACAAGCACCCGAUGAAUUAGGAACAUUAGAUGUUCUUCGUUCAUGUUAUUCCCGUAUUCGAACUGAAUCGAUUUGUUUGAUAACAUGUGAUCUUUUCGGAAAAGUUAAUCUGACGCCGUUGGUCAAUAUGUUCCGUGUGAGAGAUGCAUCGCUAUGCAUGCUAUUACUUAAAGCAACAACAUCGUCUACGGGAAAAGAACCAGUAGCUCAACCUGGACAAAAGAUGAAGUUUACUCCAGAACUUGAAUAUUAUACCGUUGAUCAAUCGACGAAUACAAUCACAUCAAUUCAGCUGAAAGCGGAUUUAGAACAAGUUUUUCCUUUGAGACAAGCGAUUCUUAUCAAUCAUCCGCGAACAACUAUUCGCACCGAUUUAGCUGAUGCUCACAUCUAUUUAAUCAAAAAAUCCUGUCUUGACAUCGGCAAUCGUUCUUCAUUCUCAUCCUUUCGAAAAGAAUUUCUUCCAAAACUAAUUCGACAAAUUGUCACUGAUAAACCACUUGAAGAUCUUGUUGAUCAGGCGAAUAACAAACGAACGAUGAUGCGACAGAAAACAAUGGACAUGGACGAUCAUGGAGAUCUAUCAAGAAUCUUAGAGCAAUACGACUGUGAUGAUAAACAAAUUCGAGGUGGAUGCUAUUACGUUACAGAUGAAACACAACUAUUUCGUGUGAAACAUGUCAUCGCAUAUUUAGAAGCCAAUCGACAUGCUGCAGCAUUAAUUUCAUCGUAUACGAAUGAAGAUAUCCUAUUUAAAGAUCGCAUUGAACAAGUUCAAAUUGGAAACGAUUGUGUUGUUGGCGAUGGUUACGAAAUAGGAAAGAAGACAAAGAUUAUACGAACGAUUAUUGGAAAGAAUUGUCGAAUUGAAGAUAAAUGCAAGAUUAUCAAUUGCGUUCUUUUGGAUCAUGUUCAUGUUAAAGAAGGAGUUACUUUACAAAAUUCGAUCUUAUGUUCUCGUUCGACGAUUGGAGCGGAAAGUGAACUACAAAAUUCGAUUGUCUGUUCGAAUCAACAAGUAGAUGGAAAACGAAAACUAAACGGUGAAACAAUCUCAGCGGCUAGCAAUGAAUCUGUCGAGUAUAUGCUGUUGGACGAUGAACCGUAA
Messenger RNA from Adineta ricciae, 1392 nucleotides. The record is from the annotation of a GenBank genome assembly. NCBI's taxonomy places the organism in Eukaryota, Metazoa, Rotifera, Eurotatoria, Adinetida, Adinetidae.